AUGCUCUAUCUCAGCUCCGAACCAUCGAAAGCCAACCCUUGGGAAUCAGUACGCUAUGUCUUCUACGUCUUCUGGCUUAUUCAAUUCUGGAUCUGUGGUUUUCUAGCCGUCACAGGUGUUGCUGGGCUAUUCGAAACGCCAUUCGAUUAUAGCAACGUCCUGUGUCUGGUCGGUGUCAUAGUGGUUGACUAUGUCUACGUCAGUCAAAUUCACCUCUACGUUAUGGGUGAACUAGAGCCUGCCCUUGCCGUGAAGAUGCAGAGUUUUCAGUGUCUGACAAUCGUGCUGCUCUUGGUCAAACUAUCCUACAUAAUGGCGAAUCAGUUCAUGGGAGCUCUCGCCUUCUUGUAUACUCUUCCAUUCGCAGCAACCUUCCUCCUACAAUGGCUUGUUAGCGUCGCAGUACUCAAAUCAAGCAGGCGUCAACAGCUUCAACCUGUCCAGUUAGACAAUCUCAGCAACAAAGUAUGA
This is a messenger RNA of Aureobasidium pullulans EXF-150, 471 nucleotides long. RefSeq lists its product as uncharacterized. The record is from RefSeq and is a predicted model, not a curated record. The coding region runs from base 1 to 471 and encodes 156 amino acids. The transcript is spliced from 3 exons. Lineage: Eukaryota; Fungi; Ascomycota; Dothideomycetes; Dothideales; Saccotheciaceae.